UCCACUGCCUUCUUAGUUUUAUAUGCACAUAUCUUUACUUUGCAUUUUCUUUUCCGUUUAAUCCUUACAAGGCUUUGUUUCCUUCAAAUUUCAGUUGGUAGAGCUCUGGUCGCCAAUUUGAUCUAUACCCUUAUUGAAAUCAUGAUGGAGAAUGGUGGCAAUGAGGUUUUGACCGGUACCCGGUCGGCUGAAGAAUGGUUAUCACAUGCACGGGAGCUUGUUCCAUUGGCACUGAAUAAGGCAAGAGAGGUUAAGGGAUUUCCAGGUCGGUGGAAGAUGAUCAUUUCAAAGUUGGAGCAGAUCCCGUCACGUUUAUCAGACCUGUCUAGCCAUCCAUGCUUUUCCAAGAAUGCUCUUUGUAAGGAGCAAUUGCAGUCAGUUUCUAAGACACUGAAGGAGGUUAUUGAAUUGGCUGAGUUUUGUGUGGGGGAGAAAUAUGAAGGAAAACUUAGGAUGCAGAGUAAUCUUGAUGCGUUGUCUGGGAAAUUGGAUUUGAAUUUGCGAGAUUGUGGGCUUUUGAUCAAGACUGGGGUGCUUGGUGAGGCUACUUUGCCUUUAGCUAUGGCUGGUUCUUCAACUGAACCUGAGGCUGCUGCUCAUGGUAACAUAAGGGAACUGCUUGCGCGGCUUCAGAUUGGGCACUUGGAGGCAAAACAUAAAGCUCUUGACAGUCUUGUUGAGGGCAUGAAAGAGGAUGAAAAGAAUGUAUUGUCAGUUAUGGGUCGUAGCAAUAUUGCUGCUUUAGUCCAAUUGCUCACUGCAACAUCUCCUCGUAUCCGUGAGAAGACUGUAACUGUAAUCUGCUCGCUUGCUGAAUCUGGAAGUUGCGAAAAUUGGCUUGUUUCUGAAGGGGUUUUGCCACCUCUAAUAAGGCUUGUUGAGUCUGGCAGUGCAGUGGGUAAAGAGAAGGCUACAAUUUCGCUUCAAAGAUUGUCAAUGUCAGAAGAAGCAGCCCGUGCAAUUGUUGGGCAUGGUGGGGUUAGGCCACUGAUUGAGAUAUGUCAGACUGGUGAUUCUGUUUCUCAGGCUGCUUCUGCUAGCACUUUGAAGAACAUAUCAGCUGUCCCAGAAGUUCGGCAAACUCUAGCUGAGGAAGGGAUUGUAAAAGUUAUGAUUAAUCUCCUUGAUUGUGGAAUUUUAUUGGGUUCCAAAGAAUAUGCAGCAGAGUGCUUGCAGAAUCUCACUGCAUGCAAUGACAAUCUAAGGAGGUCUGUAAUUUCAGAAGGUGGAAUUCGGAGCCUGUUGGCUUAUCUUGCUGGUCCAUUGCCACAAGAAUCUGCAGUCGGGGCAUUGAGGAAUUUGGUUGGCUCAGUUUCUAUGGAGGUUUUGGUUUCUCUUGGUUUCCUCCCAUGCGUGGUUCACGUGCUUAAGUCCGGUUCACUAGGUGCACAGCAGGCUGCUGCAUCCGCAAUUUGCCGGGUUUGCAGCUCAACAGAGAUGAAAAAACUGAUCGGUGAAGCCGGGUGCAUUCCUCUCCUUGUGAAGAUGCUUGAAGCUAAAUCAAACAGUGCCAGAGAGGUUGCCGCACAGGCAAUUUCAAGUUUGAUGACCCUUUCACACAAUUGCAGAGAAGUGAAAAGGGAUGACAAAAGU
This is a messenger RNA of Prunus avium (sweet cherry), 1593 nucleotides long. NCBI's taxonomy places the organism in Eukaryota, Viridiplantae, Streptophyta, Magnoliopsida, Rosales, Rosaceae. The record is from RefSeq and is a predicted model, not a curated record.